Pipistrellus kuhlii (Kuhl's pipistrelle) is the source of this 3263-nucleotide messenger RNA. It is a transcript of the gene TRIM26, whose product is annotated as tripartite motif containing 26. Gene Ontology annotation, molecular function: protein binding; zinc ion binding. The transcript has 8 exons. NCBI's taxonomy places the organism in Eukaryota, Metazoa, Chordata, Mammalia, Chiroptera, Vespertilionidae. The record is from RefSeq and is a predicted model, not a curated record. Bases 449 to 2068 code for a protein of 539 amino acids.
UUCGGGCCUUAGAGCCGGGGCUCAUUCCUCGCUCAUUCCUGUCCCUGCAUGAAAGGGCACGAGGCCGCUGGGCUCUGUUGCGAUGGCCUUUCAGCGGACACAGUCCUAUGGCACUGCCAGCCGGCACGCGUGAGCUCGCUCCGGCCUCGAGUGGCCCGUGUGCCCCUCUGCCCUCUGUUGCCCUCUCCGUGCUGGACUGCUCGGUGCGGCCAGGAUUCACCGCAGAGCCAGUUCCUCCCUCGCUGCGCUUUCCGUCUCGCUCUGCCUCGAGCUCGGAACACUCCGGGCUUGGAGCCAGGGUGUGCAUUCUCUCCUAGACUUCUGUGAGUGCGUGGUCUCAGGGUCAGCACUCGCAGCAUAAUGCUUUCACUCAGCCCACUCAGGAAACCUGGAAGGAGCAGAAGCCCACCGGUGAGCAGAGGCCCUCUGAGCCAGGACCAAGGACAGCAUGGCCACGGCCGCGCCGCUGCGCAGCCUGGAGGAGGAAGUGACUUGCUCCAUCUGCCUGGAUUACCUGCGGGACCCGGUGACCAUCGACUGUGGCCACGUCUUCUGCCGCAGCUGCACCGCCGACAUCCGCCCCGCCCCGGGGGGCCGCCCCGUCUGCCCGCUCUGCAAGAAGCCCUUUAAGAAGGAGAACAUGCGCCCCGUGUGGCAGCUGGCCAGCCUGGUGGAGAACAUCGAGCGGCUGAGGGUGGACAGGGGCAGGCAGCGGGGGGACGCGUCGCGGGAGCAGCGGGACGCGAGGCUGUGCGAGCGGCACGGGGAGAAACUGCACUAUUACUGCGAGGACGACGGGCAGCUCCUGUGCGUGCUGUGCCGGGAGUCCCGGGAGCACCGGCCGCACGGGGCCGUGCUGCUGGAGAAGGCCGCCCAGCCCCGCAGGGAAAAAAUCCUGAACCACCUGAGUAUUCUAAGGAGAGACAGAGACAAAAUUCAGGGCUGCCAGGCGAAGGGAGAAGCUGAUAUCCUGGCUGCGUUGCAGAAGCUCCGGGAGCAGAGGCAGCACGUCGUGGCCGCGUUUGCGCAGGGCCACCAGUUCCUUCGGGAGCGGGAGCAGCACCUGCUGGACCAGCUGGCCAGGCUGGAGCAGGAGCUCGCCGAGGGCAGGGAGAAGUGCCAGGCCAGGGGCAGCGGGGAGCUGGCCCGGCUGGCGCUGGUCAUCUCCGAGCUGGAGGGCAAGGCCCAGCAGCCGGCCACAGAGCUCAUGCAGGACACCAGGGACUUCCUGAGCAGGUACCCGCGGAAGAAGUUCUGGCUCGGGAAACCCAUUGCUCGGGUGGUGAAGAAAAGGACAGGAGAAUUCUCAGAUAAACUCGUGUCUCUGCAGCGAGGCCUGCGAGAAUUCCAGGGGAAGCUGCUGAGAGACCUGGAAUAUAAGACCGUGAGUGUCACCUUGGACCCGCAGUCCGCCAGCGGGUGCCUGCUACUGUCGGAGGACUGCAAAUGUGUGGCCUACAACAGCGGCCUGUACCGCUGUGCUUACCUGCACCCCCAGCGGUUCGACUGCGAGCCGGCCGUGCUGGGCAGCAAGGGCUUCACCUGGGGCAGGGUGUACUGGGAAGUGGAGGUGGAGCGGGAGGGCUGGUCCGAGGAUGAAGAGGACGGGGACGAGGAGGAAGAGGGGGAGGAGGGGGAAGAGGAGGAGGAAGAGGAGGCUGGCUAUGGAUACGACAACUGGGAAACAGAUGAGGAUGAGGAAUCGCUGGGGGACGAAGAGGAGGAAGAGGAGGAAGAGGAGGAAGUUCUGGAAAGCUGCAUGGUGGGCGUGGCCAGAGACUCUGUGAAGAGGAAGGGAGACCUCCCCCUGCGGCCGGAGGACGGGGUGUGGGCGCUGCGCCUCUCCUCCGCUGGCAUCUGGGCCAACACGGAUCCUGAGGCCGAGCUCUUCCCAGCAGCGCGGCCCCGCAGAGUGGGCAUCGCCCUGGACUACGAGGGGGGCACCGUGACCUUCACCAAUGCCGAGUCGCAGGAGCUGCUGCACACCUUCACAGCCACCUUCACCCGGCGCCUGGUCCCCUUCCUGUGGCUCAAGUGGCCCGGAACACGCCUCCUGCUGAGACCCUGAGCCCGCUGCCUGCCGCCCCCACGGUCUCUGGAAUGCCAGGACUGACAUAGGAGGAGAUGCCUGGCCCAGCACCUGAUGGCGGGAGAGGAGGGACCACAGCCACUGCUGCUCCACCACUCUGCAGGGCGCCUCUUCUCCCGCCUCCUGGGCCCUGUGCCAACUGCCAACCCGGCUCCUCCCGCCCUCCCGGGCCUUUGACCCAGCCCUGCCACGUCUGCGGAGUAAGAGGCCAGGCAGCACUUUCUUGCCCAGCAUAGCGUUCCGUGCCACGUGUCCUUGGGAAAGACGAGUGGACUGUCCUACCCUGGUCACUGCUGUCCCCAGACCCCACAGCUUCCCUCACCCCGUCCACCCUGCUGCCUUCCCUGGCACUUACAGAGCGGCCCCGACGCGGAGGGAAACAUCUAGGAAAAGGCUGCAAACGGACGGAGGGAAAGGCAGCGAGGCCUCCCUGGCACUGGAGUCGCUGCGCGGAGAUCCGUGUGGAGGGCAGAGGUCACCUUCGGAGCCCAGGGCUGUGCCGUGCGGUCCAGACAGUGGAGGUGGGGCUCCUUCCGCCACGGGGUCUUGGGGAUGGUCUACUUCCUUGGCUUUGGGAUGACAGUUGAGACCAGUGAACAGUAAGUGAGCUCUGGGUUGGUCCUGGUUUGGAGAGUUUGUAAACACCCAGGAUGCCUUGCUCUUCGUGGUCCAUCUGGAAGCACAGGGUGAACAUCCCCCUGAGCAGAGCCUCCCCCCGCAGGGCUGGACCAGCUGCUCCAGUGGGGCGCUCGGCUCUGCCCGCCCCCAUCCUCCGGGCUCAGGCUGGGGAGAGCAGGCAGAGGGUGUCCACAGGCCCACAUGCCUUUAUGUCACGAGAGGAAUUAAAGCAAAUCUGCCCACAAGCCCAGCCCUGGUCCCAGCCUCUGUCCAGGCCCCAUAGUGCCCACAAGCUCCCUGCUCCAGCCAGAUCUCCUCGAAGCUGCCCUUCCAUGGCGAGCACUCUGCCUGGCCUGCCCUGAGCGGCUGCUUCCCACCGCUGGACCACAGUGCCCUCUUCGCCAGGCCACAUGCUGCCUCCAUCACGCACGUCUGACUUGUGUCUAGUUCUGUAAGCUCUUGGAGGGCGGGCACCGUAUCUUGUAUUUCUCUUUAUUCUCCAUGGCACCUAGUGCGGUGCUGCACAGAGCAGGUGCUCAGUAAAACCUUGGACAGC